UGCAGUGGUGAUUAGUUUUUUGUCCAUCAUCAUCCCUCAGAGAUUUCCCGAUUCUAAUUCAAAUCGGUUUGCUCGUUCCGUUCGUCCGGUCGUCUACAGUAGAACGGUAUCUUCCCUCCCGGGUUCGGAAAGAUUUCGAUCAUAAUCGGGUCGGAUUCUUAUUUUUCUGCCGAAUUUUCCGUGCACUUCCGCGAGCGACUUGCGUUUUUUUCGGUCAGCUGGUGAAAGAUUUUGUGUUAUUGAAAAAAAAAUCUUUAUUAAGGUUGCAGUUUAUCGAGGUUUCUGCUUCAUGGUGUGAGGCAACCUGCAAGUGAAAAAAAACUAAGACGAAUCACCGGAUCCGACAACCUAGUGAGUGAGUGAUUCAACAAAACCGGUACUGAUUUAAGUGAAAAUCAAACAGCAAACGGGCUGCAAAAUGUAGCUGUGCAAAAUUGAAAGUAAAUUGUGUUUAAAGACGAAAAAACAAAACGGGAAUAACGAAAAAAGGUUGAACUUUUUUUUUGAAACUCAGUGAAUCGGUGCUAGGGGAAGAGAAUGUCUCACCCAAGCCACUUCCAGCCGUGGAAGCAAAACCGGCCUCCUCUAGUCCUGCCGCUCCAACAGCAUCAACAACAACAACAACAGGGCAGCUAUGGAAAAUUACCGGCCAUGGCACACCAGCAACAGCUGCCGGAAGGUCACCUUCAUCUCCAUCAACAGCAGCAGCAACAGUUUCUGUUGGGUGGUGGUAAUCCCCAGCAGCAGCAGCAAACCACCUUGGCGCAUCUUCCGCCACCCACACCUCAACCGGCACCGGUCAUCCAGUCGGCCGCGGUCGCUUCCAGCAGCUCCAACGCGAGCAAUGCCAUCUCUUCGUCGACGGCGGCCGGAACCGGUCCCGGUGCAACCAGUCCCGGGGCCAUGAGUGAUUUUCUCUCCCAACUUGGGGCCAACAAGCUGAUGCUCGGCAAGCUGAGCGCCAGCUAUGGACUGUUGGCGAUGGAUCAAAAUUCGCAACAGCAGCCGGGCCAAAUUGUGACCGGGCAGCAGCAACAGUUGCAUCAGCCUGCAUCGGGGCUGCCCGGGCCGCUGGACGAUUGUGCCAAUGAUAAGGAACGGGAGCUUCGCAUUCAGCAGAUUUUCGAGAACGCUAUCAGCGAAAACUCCAAGAAACAGAUAGUGGAUAUUUUGGAAAAAGUUUCCAUUUUGCGGCCCCCUGAACGUUUACUUUUGUACCUGCGUAUGCCCGGUGGUUAUCCAGAGACAGAUCCCCUGCGGCAGUCUCAAAACCCACUGGGAACACGUUCCGAGAUUAACCACACCAUCAAUUGGGUUCGGUCCCAUCUAGAACACGACCCUAACGUGUCCAUCCCAAAACAGGAAGUGUACGAUGACUAUACUUCCUACUGCGAGAGAAUCGACAUCAAACCGCUGUCUACGGCCGACUUCGGUAAGGUUAUGAAGCAAGUAUUUCCCGGUAUAAGGCCGCGGCGUCUCGGUACCCGGGGCCAUUCCCGCUAUUGCUAUGCCGCCAUGCGUAAAGCCACCAAACUGGCAGCCCCGAAGCUGCCUGAUCUCAGCACCGGCGAUAGUGGAGAUAAACCGGAACAGGAAGAGCAGAUGCCCACGGAUGAGGAAGCCUGGAAGGUGAUCAAGUUUUGGGCCGAAGCUAUGCUGCCGAGUGCUUUCGGGAGCAUCAAUGAGCUGGCCGGCUUCAUCACCCGAAACAAUCUUAACUCCCCGGCCAGUAUCGCUAGCCGGCAGUUGUUGCAGAAAAAGUUGCUGCAGCGAGAAAACAAGGAGCGCAAGAAGUUGACGGCCGCAGCAAUGAAAAAGCGUCGACGGAAACGUCGCAAGACUACUUCCGCCAGCAUCGACUCGGAGGUUGCCCCAUCAGAAGCUGAUGGUCCUGCUACACCGAUGCCACCCAGAGCAUCUCCGUUGAAAGGACAGCACCCUCCGAAUCUGCCGUCCGUCGGUGAUAUUCUACAGCAAACGAUCAAAAACGAACAACCGGAGUUCACAGACGAGGACAAUAAUAACAAUCCUUCGGUGGCCCUGUCCAAACAGCAGCAGCAGCAACAGCAUCUGCAAGUACAAAGUACAAAUUUUAACUGUGAUACCAACAACGGAUCCCUGGCAGCUGUAGCAGCUGCAGUGGCGAUCCGGGAGAUGCGGAGCCCUGCUGAGUACAAUAUUUUCUGCAAGAAAGUAAGACAAGCACAGCAACUGAAGGCCCAACAAAUGAGCCAGCUGCAGGCACCAAGCCAAACUUCUCAAACGAUCCCGGGUCCGAUAAGGCCUACAAGUGCAGCGGCAAAGCGGGCAGCUACCAUAGCGCAGUUAAAUCGCCAAAAAAGACUCCGACUGCUGCAACAGCAUCAGCAGCAAUCGAUCGAAGCACAAAACAAUACUGCUCCCGCGUACGAUGAAAUGGGUAAUUUGAUACUCAUCGAUUCGAAUGAACUAGUUACCAGCAGUAGAGACGACUUCAUCAUUCCUCGCGAACGAGUCAUCAGCAUUUGUAACAUGGACAAAAAUGCAUUGGACGGUUACCUGAACUGUGACGAGGAAAAUUCGCAAGACCAGGAUCAGGAGCUGCUGCAGUACUUCCCAGACGAAAAUCAGGCUGAUGGCUCCAAUAACGCAUUAAGCAUGAACAGUUCAGGUAUUGAGUCGAGUAGCGGAAUCGGAAACUCCUUGGAACACAAUGAAAACUCGUUGAAGCUAUCCCAGUUGAGAAGUAUGCUGGAGCAGAACAUGAACGCAGGCGGAACGGAUAAGGUAGGUGGACAACUUGAUAGUUUCGAUGGGGCCAGCAUAGGGCAGCAAAUGAAUCUUCAGCCUGGAUCAGCUGCUGCUUCAUUAGCCAUGCUAUCACAACGUCAUCAGGGGAGUUCUGUAGGUACCUCAGGUGAAGGAGCAGCCUCCAACAAUUCAGGUGUUAGAAAUAGCUCGGUAAAAGUAGAGAGUAGCUUUAACAGUGUAGGUAAGAACGCAGUAGGAUCGUCGGGUCAAAGUUCUGCGCCAUUACAGAGCCCCAAUGGGCGAAGGAAAAAUUAUAAUUUCGUUCCAAUAUCAGCGGGUCCGCAAAGUCCUAGAGGCAUAUCGCACAAAACUACUCAGCAGAAUAGCACCCCGAAUGCUAGUCCUUUUGUAAGCCCUAGAAAUACUCCCAUUCAUCGAAAAAAUAAACCCCCGAGCAACGGGUUAACUGUCAACAUUUCUCAUCAGGGUCAACUUCCUGGCUACCAACAGCGACCUUCGUUCGUCAAGAACGAAUUUCCUUCCUCCGCACCACCAUCUCCUUCACUGAUGCCAAAUUAUAGAUUCAGUAUGAAUCCCAACAAUUUGCAUUGCUCGAACAACAUGAUUCCUUCCUUUCAACCAAUUUGUGGACCAUCCUCCCAAAUGCAACCUCAUCCCAACUUACCCGGGUCCCUUGAAUCCCGAUCGAGCAGUGUACCUCUAAUACCCAACUACGAGGCGUUCAACCAUUCAAAUUUCACUUCUGUCUCUCAAACCCCUGUACCUUCGGAAUGUGAAGAUUUCAAUGAUCCCAAUAAUAUCCUGGACAUGUUGACGGAACCUUCCUCUUCAGAUAACAUUCAACAAUCGAUCAAAUUGGAAGAAACCGAGCCAAACAUUGCAGACAUUCUGGACCAGGAUGACAUGUUCCAAAAAACCGCUAUCUCCUCUUUCAACAAUCUAUCACGAUCGGUACCUUCAACACCUCUCCCACACCAAAUAUCCUUCAAUCCUUUGAACGCUCAAGGAUUCGCCACCCUUAACGCUUCCAAUUCAAAAUCACUCUUCGAGCUACCGAAGUCCGUUCCUUCCACUCCCUCGAUUUCCCUCAAUAACGGAAACAGAGAACAACUGUUCCUAUACAGUCCGGAAACUUCUCGUGAUUUUCUCAUCAACGGCAACUCGGUCGAACGUAGUAGCAAUGGGAAGUUGAACUCAUUCUACCAAACGCAAGCGGCGACCGGAAACAACCCUAAUUCUUCAUCAACCACUAACAACAACAACAACGGUAGUGUCCCAACAAACAGUGUAACUCAUUCGGGCAACGCCUCCGCCAACAACGGUGCCACGGCACCAGAAAUGUCCAUCCUCUCGGACGGCAUCGAAAGCUUCACGGAAGCCCUAAUGGAAUCCGACACUCUGCGCUAUCUGUAGAAUCACACAGAAGGCACCACUUCUUCUUAGAGAGGACUUGUCUAAAAUCAUUCCAAAACCUCACACAUAACUAACUAUAUACUGAUUCAUCAUUCGCCGUCGUCGUCGCCGUCGUCUUGUAGCGUCUUACUACAUUGUAGUUAUAAUGUAAGUACACUUGUUGCUUUUAUUAGUAAUUUAUUCUCCACGUGCCGCGGUCUGUUUUGCUGGGGCUUGCCGGCAGCCUUCUCAUCACACCUCAUUCCGUCAGUGGCUCUUUGCCCCUCGAUUUGAAUCAA
Molecule: messenger RNA, 4442 nt
Organism: Uranotaenia lowii
Lineage: Eukaryota; Metazoa; Arthropoda; Insecta; Diptera; Culicidae
Exons: 7
Coding region: 538-4164 (1208 amino acids)
Biological process (GO): regulation of transcription by RNA polymerase II
Molecular function (GO): DNA-binding transcription factor activity, RNA polymerase II-specific; RNA polymerase II cis-regulatory region sequence-specific DNA binding
Source: RefSeq, a predicted model, not a curated record